Malaclemys terrapin pileata is the source of this 1530-nucleotide messenger RNA. It is a transcript of the gene KCNK9, whose product is annotated as potassium two pore domain channel subfamily K member 9. Gene Ontology annotation, biological process: potassium ion transmembrane transport; stabilization of membrane potential. The coding region runs from base 1 to 1422 and encodes 473 amino acids. The transcript is spliced from 2 exons. Lineage: Eukaryota; Metazoa; Chordata; Testudines; Emydidae. Gene Ontology annotation, molecular function: potassium ion leak channel activity. The record is from RefSeq and is a predicted model, not a curated record. Gene Ontology annotation, cellular component: membrane.
AUGGCCCUGCGCACUGGGACGGCUUGGUUUGGGCAAGUCCUGCGUAGAGUUUCCCGGCUGCAGGGCACCUGGUCCAGGCGCUCCAGCAGCCUCCUGUGCCUGUCGUCCUCCCAGGAGCCCGAGCAGGGAGGCGGGGAGCAGCCGCCCCGGAGCCUUGGGAGCAGCCGCCGCCGCCCCCUGCAGCUGCCCCCCUGCUGCCUGCAGCUCCCCCCGGCCAGCUGCCGCUGCUGCACCCUGUCGGAUCCCCGGACGGCCAGGGGGGGACAUGGUCCCCGCACUCGCCCCUUGCUGGCGGCCAUGAAGAGGCAGAACGUGCGGACCCUGUCCCUGAUCAUCUGCACGUUCACCUACCUGCUGGUCGGGGCCGCCGUCUUUGAUGCCCUGGAGUCCGACAACGAGAUGCGGGAGGAGGAGAAGCUCAAAGCCGAGGAGAUCCGGCUCAAAGGGAAGUACAACAUCACCAGCGAGGACUACCGGCAGCUGGAGCUGGUCAUCAUGCAGUCCGAGCCCCACCGGGCCGGGGUCCAGUGGAAAUUCGCGGGCUCCUUCUACUUUGCCAUCACAGUCAUCACGACUAUCGGUUAUGGACAUGCUGCCCCAGGGACGGAUGCCGGGAAAGCCUUUUGCAUGUUCUACGCUGUCCUGGGGAUCCCACUGACGCUGGUCAUGUUCCAGAGCCUGGGCGAGCGCAUGAACACCUUUGUCAAGUACCUCCUGAAACGGAUCAAAAAGUGCUGCGGGAUGAGGAGCACUGAUGUGUCCAUGGAAAACAUGGUCACUGUGGGUUUCUUCUCCUGCAUGGGAACCCUCUGCAUUGGAGCAGCAGCCUUUUCCCAAUAUGAGGAGUGGAGCUUUUUCCAUGCUUACUAUUACUGCUUUAUAACAUUGACUACGAUAGGGUUUGGCGACUAUGUGGCCCUGCAGACCAAAGGGGCCCUCCAAAAGAAGCCACUCUACGUGGCUUUUAGCUUUAUGUACAUUCUAGUGGGGUUGACAGUCAUUGGGGCAUUUCUAAAUCUGGUUGUUCUCAGGUUCUUAACCAUGAACAGUGAGGACGAGAGACGGGAUGCCGAGGAGCGGGCAUCCCUGGCAGGGAACCGCAACAGCAUGAUUAUUCACAUUCAAGAGGACGCCCAGCAUGUUCGGCCACGGUACAAGGCCGAAGUAACAGACCUUCAGUCAGUUUGUUCCUGCAUGUGUUACAGGUCCCAUGAGUACACCAGCCGGAUGGUGUCUCACCAAAAUUCGUUCAGCUCCAAGCUGAAUCCUCAGUACUUUCACUCCAUCUCUUACAAGAUAGAAGAGAUCUCACCAAGCACAUUAAAAAACAGCCUUUUCCCAUCUCCUGUUAGCUCCAUCUCACCUGGGUUGCACAGCUUUACAGAUAACCACAGGCUGAUGAAAAGGCGAAAGUCCAUUUAAAGUGAUUUGUCUUCUUUUGCUUUACUUGUUUUCCCCAAUUACCUUUUUUGUUUCUUGAGUGAGACGGAGCGAGGCCAAAGGGAAUAGAAAAAGCCAGUCCUCCUCUGA